Ostertagia ostertagi is the source of this 846-nucleotide messenger RNA. The record is from the annotation of a GenBank genome assembly. NCBI's taxonomy places the organism in Eukaryota, Metazoa, Nematoda, Chromadorea, Rhabditida, Trichostrongylidae.
AUGCAUGUCUCCGUGUUCACACCUCCUACCCCUCUACCGUCAACGGAGAACUGGGGAAAGUUGGUAAGACGGGUUUGCAUUGUCCAACAACGUUCGACAAAAAAGUAUUUUGCUCUCAAAUACAUGAGCAAACGACGGUGUAUUGAUAAGGGUGUUGCUAGUAACGUACUUCGCGAGCUUAGCCUACUUCGUAAGUGCUCUCAUCCAUUCUUGGUCAACCUGUGGUACACAUUUCAGGACCGCGAUUACAUGUACAUGGUGACUGAUCUACUACUCGGUGGCGAUCUCAGGUUUCAUCUGAAUCAGCAAGGAAAAUUCGCUGAAGACAGAUCAAAACUCUAUAUGUGCGAAAUCUCGCUCGCCAUUGAAUACCUGCAUGGCAGGGGAAUCAUUCAUCGUGACAUCAAGCCGGAGAACAUUCUGUUAGACGAGCAAGAUUGCGCCUUCGACUGGAGUAGAGUCGCAGAGAUUUGGGGAUCCAUCCACGGCCGGGUACAGCUGCACACGGCCCAAGUUUUGCUGCUGAUACGCGAAAGCUACGUUCCUUUUCCUGCCCACUGGCCGACUGAUCUGCUCAGUUUCCUGCGUCUUCUGCUGUAUCCAGCACCGGAACGCCGUAUCGACUCGUUGGCCACACUCAAACGGCAUCCGUACGUGGCUCGGAUCGACUUCUCUGCUGUUCUCGCCAAACGUGCUGCCCCGGUGUUCGUGCCUUGCAAAGAGGGUUUCAAUUGUGAUCCCAUGUAUGAGCUUGAGGAGAGAAUUAUUGUCUCCACUCCAAUCCAUCGACGACGGCAAAAUAAGAGACGAUGCGAAGACGAAUCCGAUGCGCUCAGGGAGAUAUCA